AUGAUUAUUAGGCGAGGCGGCGCUAACCGCCUCCGCGAGCGCGCUCCCGCCCCUCACGUGGACGCGCUCUGCCGGCCCCGCCGGCGCGCGCCCGGCUCCCCCCCCCUCCCUCCCGCAGUGGUGGCGUCCGCGUGUCCCCGCUCCCCCUGCCGCCUUCACAUGGACUCGCCCCGCCCGCCCCUCCCUCCCUCCGUCCCUCCUCCCGCCGCCGUUUCCCGGGCGACGCGGCCGUCGGGGUGUCCCGUCGGUGCCCGCAGCGAGGCCCCGCCCGCCCCCUGCCCGCCCCCCGCCGCGCCCCCCGCCGGGUCCCAGGUGCCAGCCGCUCCCCCGCCCCGCUCCCCCCGGUCUCCCACCGCCCUUCCCGACGGCUUAUCAAUGGACAUCAUAAGGGGGAGUCUGGAGGAAAUUUCACGCCCCGCUUCCAGCUCCAGGGCCCAUCUUGGGGUCCCGGGGUUGAGCACUUCCCUGGAGGUGCUGACGCCGGAGCCGGGUCCGCCCAAGGCCCACGCCACAGUUGAGUCUCCCUCCGCUGACCGACGCGUUGGCCCUGAGGGUCGUCAGGCAGAGGGAAGCAGCGGGAGCAAUAAUGGCGAAAGAGAGCAAUGCUCUCGUCUCAGUGGUCCGCCCCAAGACUGUUCAGAGGACAGGACCGGCAGGGAUUGCCACCAGCUGAUCCAGACUCCUCUGCCCUCGGACUCCAGUUCCAGCCUGGGAGACUCGGAAGACGACUGUGCCACCGCGGCCUCGUCCACACCCAGGAAGGCGUCACUGGAGCCCCGGAUUCACGUGGCAGAAGGCACUCUCAAGGUCAAAGAGGCAGACCUUCGGCUCCAAGCAGCCGUACAGAAGAUGAAGAGACUGGAUAAGCUACUGGUGAAGAAACUGUCUCAAGAGAAGGAAAUCAAAAAGCAAGGCCAAGAAAUGAGGACAAAGCUGUGGGCAGAUCUUCGGUCAGUCACAUAUCCAGGAGAUUUAGGAAGAAAUGAGGAGAUUGAAAAUACAGGAAAAUUUUGGGCUUUGACCUCAUCAUCUGAAGAAGCAGCAGCAGCAGCAGCUGGUCCUUCCCGCUGUGAGGAAGAGGAUGCUGUGUUCCGCUCAGUGUUCCACACCCAGCUUCCUCCCAGAGACUACGAGAGCAGAGGAGGAAGAGGAGCUAGGCUGGAUCCCGAAAGAGAAAGGGAAGCCCACGAGUCUUCGGACAGAGCCGAAGAGAAGCCGUCAUCCCGAGACGAGAGCGAGCUCAGGGCAAACGUGCGUCAGGAUUUCAUCAAGAGGAACAUCGAGCUGGCCAAGGACGCGGGGAGCCAAUUUGUGAUGAUGGAUGAGGAGAAGAAGAGGCUGGUUGAACUGCUGAAAGCCAGCGAGGACGAAGGCGGUGACUUUCCGGCCACGGAGGAGGAGGGGUCUGGCUGGAUUGUGCCAGGAGAAGGCUACACCCCCGAGCCCACCGUCCGCCGGCAGCUGGCGGAAAUAGACGCCAAGCUCCGCGAAGUCGGUUCGGAGACCGUCUCAGAGGUUCCCAGCUUUUCCUCAAGACUCCAGGACCACCUGGACCAGCAGGGCGCCCCGACUCCGGGCAUGGUUCCCAGGGACAAGGCCCUCCAGCGCAAUAAAGAGGAACGGGACCAGCGAAAUCGGCUGAGAGAGAUAGACCGGCAGCUAAGAGCCCUGAAAGGAGACCCCGUGGAGGCCCUGCCGGGCCUCUCGGAAGAACGGUUCAGGUUCCCGCUGGGCAAAGGCUGCCCGGCUUCAGGGCUGGCGAGUGGCCUGGUCCCGCCCAUUCCUACGGCCGAGCCCCCCCUGCUUCCUGGCUUGGAUGGACCCAGCAUCCAAGGGAUGGCGUCCUCUGACGAGGCCGGGAUGGGGACCUUGGGCAGCCCCAGGUGCAGCCCCCCGGGAUUCCCACCCACCAAAGCUCCAGCAGGGCCCUGUGGGCCAGGAGCCACAGUGGAUGCAGAGGCCCCAGGCCCGCCCGGCUUGGCAGAAGAGGUGGAGGUGGCAGCCCCAGGCGAUGCGGACAACAAAGGUGAUGUCUUCAUGAUGUCAACCCUCCAGGGGGUUGGAAGUCUGGAGAACCCCUCUUUCCCAGAGGAGGUGGGGUGCCAAGCAAGCUGGACCAACGAUCCUGAUCCGUCAGCCGGAGCCCCACGGUCCGGCCUUCCCAGGACACCCCAUGCAGCCUGCCUGUGUGGAGUCCCGAGUCCCCAGGAGAUUCCGGCCCCAAAGAGACAUACUAGAAAAGAGGAAAAAGAGAAUGUCAGGGAGGCCGUGGCUGCGUUCCCCACCCCAAGCUCCCCUCAGCUUCCUGCAGAGGGGGAACGUAGGAGCUCCAGGCCCCCAGAAGGCGACACGGGCCAGAGACGUGAAGGCGGAGGGGAGGGCUGACUUCUACGCUGCUUUGCUGUCUCCCUUCAUCCCCAGUGCCCGCAUUCGGGUAAGCAGGAACCUGGCCUGAUUCAGUCCCACACCCUGUCCCAUUUCCUGCUGCCUUUCCAGAACGUAGCAAGUGCUUCCCUCAGGAGACCGUUUUAAGAAA
Molecule: messenger RNA, 2536 nt
Organism: Tachyglossus aculeatus (Australian echidna)
Lineage: Eukaryota; Metazoa; Chordata; Mammalia; Monotremata; Tachyglossidae
Gene: FSIP1
Product: fibrous sheath interacting protein 1
Exons: 14
Coding region: 1-2385 (794 amino acids)
Source: RefSeq, a predicted model, not a curated record